AUGGGUGGAUGGACCGAGAACAGCGGUGAGUCUAUUGAUCUUUCGGUACCUGGUGCGCGCCACGUCGUGUACUUUGCGCCCAGCGACGUGGCGGAUGCAAUCGAAGGUGGCUUCCCUCUCGCUGAUGGCCUGGCCGCUGUGGCCAAGAUCGAAAACGGUGUCGGCUACGUCUACGAUGUGGCGUCAGCCUCAUGGGAGGAUGCCGGGUCGGCCGCCUUCCUCUUUGGCGCCGCGUACGCCAACAGUUCUGUCGAGAUGUUUAUGGCUGCCCAGCUGUGGUCGCUACCGGCCAAGGCGCAUCCUGACGCCUGGUCUGUUAACGUGCCACACAGCUCGCAUCAGUCCGACGCCGCAGGCAUCGACCCAUUGGCGACGAGUAUGACUGCGACGUCAACCCUCGAGAAACUGCCUACCAUCCGCGAGCACGCCGUCCUGCUGCUACCGAUGGCGUCCGAGUCGUCGAUGUGCAUCUCAGAGGGGAGCGACGAUGGCCAGUUCGAGGAUAGCGGCAACGACGGCUCGAGCAGCACCCUCUCUCGCGAUCAAGCUGCUACUGACAUCGUCGACAAGACUGUCAGUUCGUCAUCAAGUGCGAUCUCCGACCUUCCCGCCUCGCCCCGCACUAUUUCCAACUGCUUGGAUUGGUUCCUCAUCGACUACGCCGCCAUGGCCACCUGCCUUGUCUCCGUCCCCAUCCACUACACGCUCGCUCCUCCGGUCGCCCGUCACAUCCUCGCAUCAACACAUCCUACACUGCUCUGCCUCGGCUACUCUUCCAUCCGGCCGUGGAUUCCCGUCCUCGUCGACUCGGAUCGCUCCACUCGCCAAGCUCUCACCCACAUUCUCGUCUUUGACGUCGACGCUGUCGGCGCUGCCGAGCUCGAGGCUGCUUGCGCAGAGCUGCGGAACGCCACCGGGUGCGUUGUGGCGUCGAUGGUGGAUAUGCAGAGCCUAGCCACGACACGAGUCCGGCACGAUGCGCUUGCGCCGUGUCGCCCUGGUGCCUGUCGCCAGCUAGAUCGCCCCGACGCCGACGCCCCGGUCCUCACCAUCAUCGCCACCUCGGGCUCGACAGGCAUGCCCAAGGGCGUAGUCGUACCGGUGGCUGCUUGGACCGAGGCCGUGGUCAAGCCCAAGGCCGUGCCCGAUCCGCUGGUCACCAUAUCCUACGCGCCGCUCGCCCACAUGUUCGACCGCCGCUCCUCGCUCAACACCCUCGUCCGCGGCGGCCGAGUCGCGCUCUACACCGGCGAACCUGCGCAGGUCUUUGACAUCUUUGCAGCUGUCCGGCCCACCAUGUUUGCGUCGACGCCACGGCUGUGGAUCAUGCUGUACAAGCAGUUCCAGGAUGCUAUCGCCGCGCCUGAUGCCGAUCCGGCCGCCAUCAAGUCGCAAUUCAACGCCCGGCUUGGCGGCUCGCUGCGGUACAUCACCACGGGCGGAGCGAGCACGCCGCCGGCAGUCCUUGCCUGGCUCAUCGACACCUUCUCGGCCUCGGUCAACGACGGAUACGGCGCGACCGAGGUCGGCUCCAUUGCCACCAACGGCCGCAUCGUCCCCGGCGUCUCCAUCCGUCUCCGCGACGUCCCCGACAUGGGCUACCUCGCCACCGACAAGCCGCAUCCGCGCGGCGAGCUCCUUGUCCGCACCCCGAGCAUGGCCAAGGCCUACGUCGGUGCGGUAGACCCUGCAGCUGCUGUCGAUGCCUUCAACGCCGCCAACGACGGCUUCUACGCCACCGGCGACGUUGUCGAGCUCCUCGGUCCGCGCUCCAUCCGCAUCAUCGACCGCUGCAAGAACUUUGUUAAGCUCGCCCAGGGUGAGUUUGUCUCGCCCGAGUACGUCGAGGGCGUCCUCCUCGGUGCCGCAACCUCGAUCUCUGCUAUCUUUGUCCACGGAUCGCCGGCUGCCUCGUACCUGAUCGCCGUCGUCGUGCCAGCUGCGAGCGCUGCUCAUCUCUUGCAGAGCGACCUGGCAGCCGAACUGGUCCGUGCUGGCACCGCUGGCGGCCUGCUCCCGCACGAGAUUCCGCUCGCCGUUGUUCUGGCGCCAACGCCGUUUGCCGACGUUCCAGGCCUCCUUACGCCGUCGGGUAAGCUGGCGCGAUCCACGCUUCGCGCCCACUUUGACCACGCUAUGGCUACAGCCGCGGCCGCCUUUGAAGCCGAGCAAGGAUCAGUGAUCCAUGGCACACUGGCUGUGUUGAGGAGUCUCGUCGCCGGCGACGGCGCCGCUACCUCGCACGACGCGUCGUUUGCUGCCCGCGGCGGCGACUCGCUGGAAGCCAUGCGGCUGGUGAGCCUCAUCAAUGCCUCAUUUGAUGUCUCGGUCACCGUUGCUGACGUCGUCGGUGCGCACAGCCUGACGGCACUCGCCGAUGUCAUCCGGGCGUCGGCGGCUGGCGAUGAAGCUGCUGCCGCGAGUGCGCGCGCUGUCAGCGACUCGGCAGUCACCAACGAUCUUGCGCGCGGGCGUGCGCUAGAGCCUGGUGCUGCCGAGAUUUGGGCUCGCGCCCUGGACGAUGCCGACGGCGCUGCAGGCGGCUCGCGUCCCGCAAACUUGCCUCCGAUCCGGCUGCUUGUCACCGGUGGGACUGGGCUGCUUGGCGCCGUGCUUGUGGCGCUUGUACUUGCAGACGCCGGAGACGAUGUGGCAGUCACCUGCAUUGUACGCGGUGAUGAGCCGGAAGCUCGGCUGUUGCUGGUGUUGCGAACAACGGGGCUAGUGGCGGACGACGCGAUGGACGCCGCGAUGGCAUCCGACCGGCUGCGUGUGGUGCGCGGCGAUCUUGCCGAGCCGUUCCUUGGCGUGGGCGCUGCAACGUUGGCGUUGUGGGCGCGGACGGGCGCGUUUACUGCCAUUGUCCACGCCGGUGCGGCGGUCAACUCGGUGCUGCCGUACGCGAGUCUUGCCAGGGUCAACGUCGGCGCGGUGCGAUAUGUGGCGGCGCUGGCCGAGGCGAGCGCCUCAUGCUGUCAGCUCAUCCACGUCUCGACCAUCGGCGUCGUCAGCCUCCUUGCCAAGCGCGGCACCUUGCCGCCGUUUACGCCUUUGGCCACUCUUCCGGCGGCACUGGCCGAGCUCGAGCCGCGCGCGUUUGUCGGGUACAACGGGACCAAAGCGGUGGCAGAGAUCCUGCUGACACGACCGCCGCUGUCUGCCGAUGUCACACUGGUGCGAUGCGGCUAUCUAUGUGGCGCGCGUGGGUCUGGCUUUACCAACCCGCGCGACUACCUCUCGCGGCUGGUGCGCCACUGCGUGGCCGCGCGGUCGUUCCCGUCGUCUGCCCCCAGCGCGCGGUUCGAAAUGACACCUGUCGACGACGCGGCCCGGGCGGUGCUGGCGAUGGUCACGGGGAUGAAUGGCAGUGCCGGUGGGGUAGGAGACGCUGCUGUUGUUCAUGUUGCCAACCCUACUCCACCGUCCUUUGCAGCUGUCGGCCGCGGCGUUGCCGCCAUGCUCGGCGUCGAUCUGGACGACAUUGUCACGCCAUACACCGAGUGGCAGACAUCGCUCGCGCGCUCACCCACCUCGCCACUUGCCCCACUGGCCGAAACCUACUUUGGUGGGCCAGUCCUUCCCAGCUCGCUUGUUGUCGACGGUGUCAUCAACGGCCUGCCACCCUUUGCCGAUGCUGACGCCGAAGAGCUCGUGGCAAGCCAGAUCACUUGGCUGCAGGCGUACUCACCAUGACCAACACCAACACACAUAUGCGCACAGAGAGAGACAUAGUGCCCUCCACCAAAACGAAAAGAAAAAAAA
Molecule: messenger RNA, 3762 nt
Organism: Thecamonas trahens ATCC 50062
Lineage: Eukaryota; Apusomonadida; Apusomonadidae
Exons: 3
Coding region: 1-3693 (1230 amino acids)
Biological process (GO): long-chain fatty acid metabolic process
Cellular component (GO): endoplasmic reticulum; membrane
Molecular function (GO): long-chain fatty acid-CoA ligase activity
Source: RefSeq, a predicted model, not a curated record